Adineta steineri is the source of this 657-nucleotide messenger RNA. The record is from the annotation of a GenBank genome assembly. NCBI's taxonomy places the organism in Eukaryota, Metazoa, Rotifera, Eurotatoria, Adinetida, Adinetidae.
AUGGCUUCAAAAAGAAUUUGUUUAUGGCUUGUAUUUAUGAUAAUUACGCAUUCGGUUGGACAAGAUAUGCGAUCAGUCCGAAUGUCUUCAAUGCGCGAGUGGAAAUUUCAUUGUGCUAAUACAACAUGUUUGCCAUUUCUCAAUCUCAUUACGUCGACUAUUAUGAAGUGUCAAAUGGCUUGUUUAGCUCAAAUUUAUUGUAGAGCAGCCAGUUUUCAUCGAUCAACUUCUAAUUGUGAAUUAUUUACUGAUAUGUCAAAUGAAAUUGCACACAUGGUGACUGAUAUCGGCAUUACUACUAUGAUUGUUAUUGCGGGGACACGAUCUCCAUCUGAACCGACUACGACAACAUCAACAACCUCAACUACAACAACAUCAACAACAACCUCAACUACAACAACAUCAACAACCCCAACUACAACAACAACCUCAACUACAACAACCACUACAACUACAACAUCAUCAACAUCAACAACUACGACAACAUCAACAACAACCUCAACAACAUCAACAACAACCUCAACUGCAACAACAUCAACAACCUCAACUACAACAACAGCCUCAACUACAACAACAUCAACAACAACAACUACUACAAAAACAUCGACCACCACAACAACAACAACAACGUCUACGACCACAACAAUAUGUGAGUAA